Molecule: messenger RNA, 1071 nt
Organism: Juglans microcarpa x Juglans regia
Lineage: Eukaryota; Viridiplantae; Streptophyta; Magnoliopsida; Fagales; Juglandaceae
Product: GDSL esterase/lipase At5g03810-like
Molecular function (GO): hydrolase activity, acting on ester bonds
Source: RefSeq, a predicted model, not a curated record
AUGGGAUUCUCAAGUCGUCUCUUGGGUUCAAUUCUUCUUGUGCUGAUUUUCUCUGUGGUUCAUGGGGAUCCUCUUGUUCCCGCACUCUGCAUAUUUGGGGAUUCUGUGGUUGAUGUUGGAAAUAAUAACAACCUAUAUACACUGGUCAAGGCAAAUUUUCUUCCUUAUGGCAGGGACUUUGUUACUCACAGACCCACUGGAAGGUUCUGCAAUGGAAAGCUUGCCACAGAUUUCACCGUUGAGUCCCUUGGGUUCACUUCAUACCCACCAGCUUACCUGAGCCAAGAUGCCAGAGGGAAGAACCUCUUGACUGGAGCCAACUUUGCCUCCUGUUCUUCCGGUUAUUAUGACAGGACAGCCCUCUUAUAUGGUGCCAUUUCAUUGCCCCAGCAGUUGAGUUAUUACAAAGAGUACCAAACGAAAGUUGUGAACAUGGUUGGAAAUUCCAAAGCCAAAUCCAUAUUCUCUGGUGCAAUCCACCUGCUGAGUGCAGGAAGCAGUGAUUUCCUUCAGAACUACUACAUCAAUCCCCUCCUCAACGGAGCCUACUCACACGAUCAAUUCUCAGAUAUCCUCCUGAGAUCGUACUCUACUUUCAUUCAGAAUCUGUACGGACUGGGAGCAAGGAGGAUUGGUGUGACGUGCCUACCCCCAACUGGGUGUUUGCCUGCGGCCAUCACACUGUUUGGCGCCGGAAGCAAUCAGUGCGUUGAAAGACUGAACCAAAACGCCAUUUCUUUCAACAAUAAGCUCAACAGCACAUCUCAAAGUUUGCAAAAUAGAUUUCCCGGUCUCAAACUCGUGGUCUUUGAUAUCUAGCCUCUGUUAGAUAUCAUCACAAAGCCCGCUGAGAAUGUGAUUUUUCCACUGGUCACGGGGUUUUUUGAAGUAAGAAAAGCUUGCUGUGGGACAGGUACAAUAGAAACCUCCCUGCUAUGCAAUGCCCAGUCUCCAGGGACAUGCGCCAAUGCUACAGGAUAUGUGUUUUGGGAUGGAUUCCAUCCGUCUGAAGCCACUAAUGAGGUCUUGUCUACUGAUCUACUUUUACAGGGAGCCGCCCUGAUCUCCUGA